Molecule: messenger RNA, 2832 nt
Organism: Manis pentadactyla (Chinese pangolin)
Lineage: Eukaryota; Metazoa; Chordata; Mammalia; Pholidota; Manidae
Gene: HEMGN
Product: hemogen
Exons: 5
Coding region: 1668-2783 (371 amino acids)
Biological process (GO): cell differentiation; regulation of osteoblast differentiation
Cellular component (GO): nucleoplasm
Source: RefSeq, a predicted model, not a curated record
UGCACGUGGGGCGGCUGAUGUAAGACCUUCUCGGGGCUUCCCUGUCGGGGCGGAGCUGAGACCCCCGAAGCCCACCUCGCCGCGGGUCUCCGGCCCACGCUGGGACUUUGGCCGGGAGGGCUUGGGGGAGGUGUUACAGUCCCGCUUCUAGGGUCCGGAAAGCCAAGUCAGUCGGCGGGAGGCGACCAAGCAGCCGGACGCCCGCGAAGGCGGGAGACAUGAAGAGAACGCGGGACGGGGCUUUCGGGUUCACCUUAGCUCCUUCAAACAGUGUGGGGCCGCCGCCAGCCGGAACCCCGCUGUCUCCUUAGCCCGAUGGCGGUGGAAGGGCCUCGAGGACCCCGUCAGGGGCGGAAUCUCGGCAGGCCCGCGUGGUUGCGCGUGGCACCGGGCGGAGUCGGCCUUCGUGGCCGGCGAGGAUGAGGGCAUCCCCGGCCGCCUGCCCAAGCCACCGAGGAGCCAGCGUCCCUGAGUUCAGGAGAGUCUCCCUGGGUUUUCUAACAUUUAAAUAUAGACUAGGAAGGCAGCAAUUAGCAUUUCUAAUGGAGCCUCGGAGUUUCACUGGGUUUUCCCGCAGACUUUCAUCUCAUUUGUUCCUUAGGGCACCCCUGUGAGGUGUGUGAAUUCUAAUGGUCUCCAUUUCCGAUGAAGCUUGGCAGGUAGUCUUUGUAAUGGCCUGGCUCAGAAAGCACCCUGACAGUCAGGGUUAGAGCACUAAGUUUGCUUUGCAGACCCCUGGGGCGGAAGGUAAGGUACAUUCGGCUUAAAAUAAGUAAGUGUGUCCUGUGGCGAAUCAGAUACCAUCUUAAUUUCUAAUACAGACAAGAGGCUCCAAAGAUUGAAAACAUGAAUGAGUAUGAAUAAAGAAUAACUUACACUCUAAGGUUUUUAGAGUUAAGAAAGACCCCCCACUCCCAUUUUGCCUAAGUUCAUUCUGUGCAAACAAAACCACCUAUAUCAAUUUUUGAAAUAUUGAAUGAAUUAAAACUUAAAAGCAAAAGAAAGUUCUAGAAGGAUUAUGGAAGAAAUACAAAAACGUUCUAGUAAGUUGUUUCCUGAGUCUUGUAUUCAAAAUGUUAGUUUCAGCAGAUGACUCUGAGGGAAAAUGGUGAGGGAAAUGCUCUUCAGGUUGUCACACAGGAGGCCUGUAGCUAUAAAGUUUUUAGAAGCACAGGCCCAUAGACGAAGUCUUGUAUGAAAACUAGCAAAUCAGUUGCCUGAGCUUACAAGCAAUGAGUGGGCAUCUACUUUUAGGGCUUGUUAAGUUCUUUCUCAUUUAAUCCUCAGACAACCCUGUGAAAUAGAUUGUAUUUUAUUCAUUUUGCAGAUGAGGAACCAAAGUUCAGGAGCCAUAAGCUGCAUGGCCAACAAGAGGUGGAGCCAAGGUUUAAAUCCAGAUGGGUCUGACUCCAAAGCCUGCUAUCUUUUCCACUACACCAUUAGUCUGACUGGAAUGAAGUCAUAGCAUGGGAGCCUCCAUUGGAACAGUAGGUUGGGAACAGUUGUAGAGGGUCUGUCAUACCAAACAGCAUGGAGGCGCCGUCUAGAAGGCUGCUUGUGAAAGUCAGACCAAAUAACAGGAAGAUUCUGCAGAAAGAUGGAUUUAGGAAAGGACCACUGUCAUUUGACACACCAUCAGAAACCUGAUCGUCUUCAGGAAAAGAACCAUGUUCCAGAAGUCAUUGGAACUUGGAGUUUGCGAAACAGAGAGCAACUCAGAAAAAGAAAGGCUGAAGCACAAGAAAGGCAAACUUCGCAAUGGCAGUUUGGGUAUGAAAAAAUGCAGGCGGCAGAGAACAGGAAAAGGAAAUGAAAGAGGCAGAAAGAGACAACAAAAUACAGAACUGAAGGUGGAGCCUCAGUCACAAUUAGAAAACGAAAUGAUGGAGGAAGUACUGGCACCUCCAGAGAAAGAGAUUGAGCCACUCAGGGGUGUAACUGAAGCUCUCCCUUCAGUAGCCUCUCCCCAAGAAGUUAUGCCUGAGAUUUUUGCAAUCAGUCAAGAAAGCAUUAUACAGCAGGAAAAUUCUUCUGAGUAUCAAGAAACAGCAGUACAAAAUCACCCUUCUGAACCUGAAGACUUCUCUCCUAAAAUGUGCCAAGAAAGAGCUGUAGCCAAAGCCCUUCCUUCUAAAACUUCUGAAGACAUAGCUGACCUGGAAGGAUGCUGUCUUGAAGCAUGCCCCAAACCAGAUGUGCCUAACAGAUACACUCUUGAAACAUACCAAAAAAAUGCUGAACCUAAGGAAUACAGUUCUGAACCAGGGCAAGAAAUAGCUGAGACUGAAAGCGCCUUUCCUAAAAUACAACAAGAAAUAGCUGUGCCUAAAGACCUUUCUACUAAAACAUACCAAGAAACAGUUGAACACUUUUCUCAAACAUCUACAACAGAAAUUGCUGUGACUAGAGCUCCCUUUCAUCAAACAAUCCAAGAAACACCUGUUCCUGAAGAAUAUCCACCUGAAAUAUGCCAAGAACCACCUGAGCCUGAAGACUGUUCACCUGAAAUAUACCAAGAAACACCUGGGCCUGAAGACCUCUCCACUAAGACCUAUAAAAGUAAAGAUGUAUCUAAAGAAUGCUUUCCAGAACCAUACCAAGAAACAGGUGGGCCCCAAGACCAGCAUCCUAAAGCACAGCUGAAAGAUUCUGAGGAUGUUUAUACUUUUCCUCAAGAAAUGCAAGAAAAACCCAAAGCAGAAGGACCAGAGAUACCAGCAAUUUCAAAUGUUCCUCAAGAGAUUCACUCAGAAAAUGACAUCUAUAGUUAUGUUUUGCUUUAACAGUGUUCAGCCAUCAUAGUUGUCCAACAAAAUACACAUCUUAAUAUAU